Molecule: messenger RNA, 1842 nt
Organism: Thyridium curvatum
Lineage: Eukaryota; Fungi; Ascomycota; Sordariomycetes; Thyridiales; Thyridiaceae
Exons: 5
Coding region: 1-1842 (613 amino acids)
Molecular function (GO): protein binding
Source: RefSeq, a predicted model, not a curated record
AUGAAGACGCCACAACUCAAGGCCGAGACCAAGUCGACAAUGGACAGUCAAGCAUUCUUAGGGGGGCGGAACGAGGCGAAGAGGCGAGGAAAGGCCACCAUGGGCUCAAAGGCACUCCUUCUCGCGGCGCUGUCCUCAGCUCCGCUAGCCAUGGCACAAAACUGCAUACCGCUCCAGGGCAGCAAGAUGUGUCACGCUUUUCAAUCGGCUUCAAUCUCGACCAGCAGUAACCUGACAGGUCAUUUUCCUUUCCUCUCGUUCGUCAAGGACAGAAAGUCAUUUGACGACCAGCUAUCAACAUACGUGCAAACGAGUUACGUCCAGGAAAAGUACCAAACUCUCCUCGGAUGCCAAAACAUCAACCUCUCCAACACAAGCGAUCACUAUGCUCGCUUUUCCACUACCGUAAUCUGUAAUGCUAUAAUCCAGAUGUCGAUUGAGGAAUGCAGGCUGUCGCCAGAGGUUUCCAGACCUGUCUGUGCAGAGACAUGCGCCCAAUUCGCCCAGAGCGAAGCCAUGGUUGUCGCGAACCCCCAGCUGUGCGCGAAUCCUGGCAGCAAUGUCCAGCCCCAGAUUAGAGCGGAUUUCAUCAACUGUGCUCUGCCAGCGAAUGCUUUGUCGAACUGCAUCCAGGGCAUCAGCAACGAGCCCGAGAACUGUGGUUAUGGAAACAGCACAAUCGGAUUGUGUGGUUAUUGUUCGUCUGGAGGCAUCAAUUCUACGGAUACUUGUUGCUACAACUCGAACAUCAAGGAGCGAUGCGCCGGUGUCGUCCUGCCCUCGAUCAUCCCGACUAUGACUUUCCCGGCGCCCGAGCCGACCUCGACGGCGACCACCACUUCAACGCCUGUAGCGGGAGGAAGCCGUGGACUUUCUGGAGGUGCGAUUGCUGGUAUUGUUGUGGGCUCCAUUGUGGGAGCUGGCCUGCUUGCUGCCCUGGUCUUUGCGUGUCUUCUGUGCCUGAGACGCAGACGGGGCAAGAGUCAGGAUGGAUCUAUCUUCAACCAGCCAUCUCCGGCGAGGAAGACACCACCCAUGGCCCAGAGCGCGCCCAACUCAUCCUCGGCGCAGCAAUACCCCUCGGUCCUGCCAGGAGGUCGUAUCGCGAGAAUGUCAGCAUUGGAGGGUAAUGGCCACAAUGGCCAUUCGAGAGACGCCUCGUCCCGACACGGUCACGGUAUGGGCGCUGCUGCUGUCGGUGCCGCAGCCGGCUAUGGGGCAGGGAGGAGACGAGGAGCUGACGAUCACUCGUCGUCGGACGGAUUUGGCGACAGCCCCGAUUCAGAACACAGGGCUGUGGGAGUCUUGCGACCGCCACCUGCGUCAGCACUUCGAAGAAACGGCUCGCUUUCGAGUGGAUCGGUCCUGGCGGGCGAAGAUCCUCAGUCGCCCACCAGUGGAGGCAUGUCAUCCCCUCAAGGCAUGGCCAGCCAACAGUCAGAGCAGCUGCCCUUCUUCAAAGACUACUACUCCCAGGACGACAUCCACCCUGGAGACCGGGUGGCUGUCCUGUGGGCCUACCAGCCGCGUGCUGCCGAUGAGUUCACUUUGGACAGGGGCGAUAUGCUCAAGGUCGUCGGCAUCUGGGACGAUGGCUGGGCGACUGGUGUCAUGAUGGACGAGCGGGCGGAGGAAUGGGAGGCACGGCGGCAGGCCCAGAGAGACAGCGGUGUCUCCAACACAUCCGGACGGGGCCGCGACGAAUCGCCUCCCGUCAGCGGCGAGAUCAAGGCCUUCCCCUUGGUCUGUGUCUGCCUCCCCGAGCACUGGAGGAAGACGAUAGAAGGCGACGGUUCAACAGAGACCGGAUCAAGCGCACACCACGGCAUGCACGGCUCAUGA